AUGGCGGGGCAACUAUUUGCGACACCUUGUCGGGGAAAAGACUAUGGCGGGGGCAACUAUUUGCAACACCUUGUCGGAGAAAAGACUAUGGCGGGGCAACUAUUUGCGACACCUUGUCGGAGGAAAGACUAUGGCGGGGCAACUAUUUGCAACACCUUGUCGGAGAAAAGACUAUGGCGGGGCAACUAUUUGCGACACCUUGUCGGAGGAAAAGACUAUGGCGGGGGCAACUAUUUGCAACACCUUGUCGGAGAAAAGACUAUGGCGGGGCAACUAUUUGCGACACCUUGCCGGGGACAGAUGGAAGUCGGAGAAAAGACUACGACGGGGCAACUAUCUGCGAUACCUUGUCGGAGAAAAGCCUAUGGUGGGGCAACUAUUUGCGACACCUUGUCGGAGGAAAGACUAUGGCGGGGCAACUAUUUGCGACACCUUGUCGGAGGAAAGACUAUAGCGGGGCGACUAUCUGCAAGACUUUGUCGGAGAAAAGACUAUGGCGGGGCAACUAUUUGCAACACCUUGUCAGAGGAAAGACUAUUGCAGGGCAACUAUUUGCAACACCUUGUCGGAGGAAAGACUAUGGCGGGGCAACUAUUUGCGACACCUUGUCGGAGAAAAGACUAUGGCGGGGCAACUAUUUGCGACACCUUGUUGGAGGAAAGACUAUGGCGGGGCGACUAUUUGCGACACCUUGUCGGAGAAAAGACUAUGGCAGGGCAACUAUCUGCGACACCUUGUUGGAGGAAAGACUAUGGCGGGGCAACUAUUUGCAACACCUUGUCGGAGAAAAGACUAUGGCGGGGCAACCAUUUGCGACACCUUGUCGGAGGAAAGACUAUGGCGGGGCAACUAUUUGCAACACCUUGUCGGAGGAAAGACUACGAUGGGGUAACUAUUUGCGACACCUUGUCGGAGAAAAGACUAUGGCAGGGCAACUAUCUGCGACACCUUGUUGGAGGAAAGACUAUGGCGGGGCGACUAUUUGCGACACCUUGUCGGAGGAAAGACUAUGGCGGGGCGACUAUUUGCAACACCUUGUCGGAGAAAAGACUAUAG
Necator americanus (New World hookworm) is the source of this 1056-nucleotide messenger RNA. RefSeq lists its product as uncharacterized. Lineage: Eukaryota; Metazoa; Nematoda; Chromadorea; Rhabditida; Ancylostomatidae. The record is from RefSeq and is a predicted model, not a curated record. Bases 1 to 1056 code for a protein of 351 amino acids. The transcript has a single exon.